UCACCUCACGAGCGUUUCAGUUUUUUGACAAUUUCCACGCCUCUCGGCUCUCCUCCGUCUCUGUCUCUCCCGCUGGUCCGCCGAGAUUCUUGACAGAGGGUGGGUCGGCGAGUCGGUGUUCGUCUCAACAGAGGAUAACACGUGGAGUAGGAGGUCUUCUGUUGCUUUUUAGGGUUUCCGAAGCGAACGAUUCCGCCCUACUCUUCCUGCUCGUCGGAUAGGUGAGGCUAUGGAAUGGCUUGGAGCUGAAUGCGGCGAUAUUCACCGGUUGUUCUAACGCAUCCUAAUCUCCGGCGAAUUGUGGAGUAUGUGCGGCGUACCCGAGCGGAUGAGGCCUUGUUUGUCUUCAACCUUGCAAGAAGAGAAGGAAAAGAAGAACAUCGAUAUCGGCAGUGGUAGUCCUGCGGCCGUAAGAAUGACUUCAAUCGCGGCCGACACAGACGAACCGUUCAUGACCGUUCUCGAGCUCGCGGCGAACAACGACGUCGCCGCUUUCAAGCGAACGAUCGACCGUGCUCCUUCCUGCUUUGACGAGGUUGGCCUCUGGUACGGCCGCAAGAGAGGGUCAAAUCGGAUGGCGUUCGCUCACCGUACCCCGCUGAUGGUUGCCGCCACGUAUGGCAGCCUCGACGUCCUCGAGUUCCUUCUCUCGUUGCCUACCUCCGUUGUUAUCAACCGGGCUUCUGGGCAAGACGGCUAUACGGCCUUGCACUGCUCCGCGUCUGGUGGCUCUCCUAAUGCGGCCCGUGUAGUGAAGUUGCUUCUUUCCGCCGGAGCCGACCCCAACCUGGUCGAUUCCAACGGCGACAUGCCCGCCGAUGUGAUCGUCGUCUCCCCAAAGCUGCCUGAUGGGAGGGCUGCGCUGGAAGCUCUUCUAGGAAAGAGCUCUAAUGAUACAAGCGUGGAAGACCGCGGUCUUCGUGAGAUAACAGCAGUUUUUAACUCAGAUUCACCUCCUCUGUCUUCCUCCCCUGAUGCUGCUGGAUCCCCGUCGUCUGGCUCGGUUUCCUCGCCGAUGAUGACGGUAAAAGUUCCUGAAAUUCAACCAAAUGCUACGUCGGAGAAGAAAGAGUAUCCUUUUGACCCGUCGCUCCCUGAUAUCAAGAACAGCAUCUAUGCUACUGACGAGUUCCGGAUGUACUCGUUCAAAGUCCGGCCUUGCUCGCGAGCAUACUCUCAUGAUUGGACCGAGUGUCCUUUUGUUCACCCAGGCGAGAAUGCUCGGCGGCGCGAUCCAAGAAAGUAUCACUACAGCUGCGUUCCUUGCACGGAUUUCCGCAAAGGUGUUUGCAAGAGGGGUGAUAUGUGCGAGUAUGCGCACGGGGUGUUUGAGUGUUGGCUUCACCCAGCGCAAUACCGCACGAAGCUUUGCAAGGACGGAACUGCUUGUGUUCGCCGCGUCUGUUUCUUUGCCCACACUAAUGAAGAGCUCCGCCCGCUGUACAUGUCCACCGGUCCUGCCAUCCUUUCUCCCUUAUCGUCCUCUGCUGCAAUAGAGAUGGCUGCCGCAAUGACCCUCAUGCCUGGGUCUCCUGGCGCUGUAAUGCCUUGUUUUACUCCGCCCAUAUCGCCCUCUGUGAAUGGUAUCGAGCACUCUUCCAUGACAUGGGCUCAGCCAAAUUUGCCUCUGCUGCAUCUUCCUGGUAGCAAUCUCCAGGCUAGCAGGUUGCGAUCAUCUAUCAGUGCAAGAGACAUGCCUUUGGACGAUUUCUCUGUGAUGCCUGAAUCUAAUUCUCACCCGAUGCUAAUGGGUCCAUCUCAUUCUCGUUUGCAUUCAUCGCUGGGAGGCCAAAUGCCAAGAUCGAAGAUCCUAACUCCGUCUAACCUUGAUCAUCUUUUUGCUGUUGAAAUUACCUCUUCUCCAAACUAUAGUUCUGAUCAAGGCAAUGUUUUUUCCCCCUCCAACAGGACUGUUAUCCUCAACCAAUUUCACCAGCAACGGCAAUGCUCGUUAUCACCAAUCAAUACCCUCUACGCAACCAGAGCCAUAGACAACCAACAGCUGCCUGGACACUCAUCUCUCGUCCAACCCUCACUCGGCGUUCCUUCAUCUGGCAGCAUGUCCCCCAGAAGCAUGGAACCUGUUUCUCCAAUGUUAUCUCAUUUGCCCUUUCUUGCUCUAAGGAAGAAACAUCAGGAAGCAGCACUUCAUGACCUGAGUCCCCAUGGUGUUGGUUCUAUAACCUCCCCGGUCGUCGACUCCGCAGCUAAAUCCUCAUGGUCAGAUUGGGCAUCACCGCGUAGGGCAAUUGACUGGGGGGUGAGUCAUGAAGAACUUGGCCUUUUGAGGCAGUCAUCCUCCCUUGGGUUACAAGGUAACAAUGAGGAGCCUGAUCUUUCUUGGAUCCAUUCCCUAGUGAAGGAACCACCACCUGAGAAAAUGCUCAAUGCUUCAGCAAGGCUUGCUGGGCCUUCCCUUUUGCUGCCUGCCAAUGGAGCCGAGGUCACCAAUUCUGAUUAUCAGUAUGAUAUCCUUGAUCAAGCUGAUGGUCUCUGCGAUUGGCUCAAGCAUUGUCAGCUUGGUCGAAGCUAACUGAGUAAGUUUCAAUUUUUCUUCAACAAACUGAACUGCAGAUGAUGGUGAUUUUUUGAAAGAUCUUAGUAAAUAAGAUUUUUUUGAUUAGUAGGAUUCAACUUGAAUGAAGAUUAAGGAUAGUUCUCAAGAUUCGUUUUCUUAUAUAGACAAAAUUGAGAGCAUUGUUUAUAGUUGCUUUUAUAUUGUAUUAUUUAUUAGGAUUUUAACUAUAUUUCUUCUUUCAUUUUGAAAUUAUAAUCUAUAAUGUUU
Zingiber officinale is the source of this 2785-nucleotide messenger RNA. Its product is annotated as zinc finger CCCH domain-containing protein 24-like. NCBI's taxonomy places the organism in Eukaryota, Viridiplantae, Streptophyta, Magnoliopsida, Zingiberales, Zingiberaceae. The transcript has 2 exons. Gene Ontology annotation, molecular function: protein binding; metal ion binding. The record is from RefSeq and is a predicted model, not a curated record. Bases 308 to 2533 code for a protein of 741 amino acids.